AUGGCUCCUCACAGUGAUGCACCCUCACCCACCGGCAGCUUCACUGCUGGCUUCAACAGGAUCCCUCCCUUCCAGGACGUCGCCACACCUGCCCUGCACAUCAGCACCCUGGAGCCUCACUCGCCGCUGAGCAGCUCUUACAGCAGUAGCACCUCCGAGCCUUCUGGCUUCCAUAUUACCCGGCCGCUGGUGCCGGGCGUGUAUGUGCCCACUCUGUGCUUCUUUGAGGAGGGGACCGAGGAUCUCGAUCUCGAUACCAUCGCCCGGCACGCCGUGCGGCUGGCCCGCGCUGGUGUCACUGGCCUGUGCACCCAGGGCUCCAACGGUGAAGCCGUGCAUCUCACGCACGCCGAGCGCCGCCUGGUUACGGCAACCACCCGCAAGGCGCUCAAUGACGCCGGCUUCGCUCACAUGCCACUGAUUGUCGGCUGCGGCGCCCAGAGCACCCGCGAGACCAUCCAGCACUGCCGCGAGGCCUGGGAGGCCGGCGGUGACUAUGCGCUUGUUCUUCCUCCUUCCUACUACGCUUCUCUCUUCGCCCCUGCCUCUGGCACUGUUUUCGACUUCUUCACCGCGGUCGCUGACGCCUCUCCGAUCCCCAUCAUCAUCUACAACUACCCCGGCGGUGCCGGUGGCCUCGAUCUGUCCUCGGACGUCAUCAUCAAGCUUUCUGAGCAUCCCAACAUUGUCGGCGUUAAGCUGACCUGCGGCAACACCGGCAAACUCAACCGCGUGGCUGCCGCUACCCGAGCCGCUGCUGGCAAGUCUUACAACCCAGAAAAGCCCGACUUCCUCGUGCUCGCCGGCUCUGCCGACUUCACUAUGCAAGCUCUCAUCGCGGGUGGCCACGGCAUCCUGGCCGGUCUGGCCAACAUUGCCCCGCGUGCCUGCGUACGGAUCAUCGAACUCUAUCACCAGGGCCGCAUUGCCGAGGCCCAGGCGCUCCAGGAAGUCGUGGCGCGUGGCGACUGGACCGCCAUACAGGGCGGCGUCGUCGGCUGCAAGAGUGGCAUGCAAGGAUGGAUGGGCUAUGGCGGCUAUGCACGCAGCCCGCUGCCUAAGCCCACCCCUGAGCAGGCGCGGGCAUGGAAGGAGGGCUUCAGGGAGCUGGUUCUGCUCGAGAAGAGCCUCUGA
Messenger RNA from Thermochaetoides thermophila DSM 1495, 1134 nucleotides. RefSeq names its product putative dihydrodipicolinate protein. Lineage: Eukaryota; Fungi; Ascomycota; Sordariomycetes; Sordariales; Chaetomiaceae. The transcript has a single exon. The record is from RefSeq and is a predicted model, not a curated record. Gene Ontology annotation, molecular function: 4-hydroxy-tetrahydrodipicolinate synthase activity. Bases 1 to 1134 code for a protein of 377 amino acids.